AUGUCGAUCGAGGCAGAGGCUCUGCUCCAGGAGGCGAAGGAGAGCAUCGAGGCAGCGCAGAACUACAGGAGUGAGCUACAGCACAGGGUGCAGGGCCUGGACCUGGCGCGCCAGCAGAUCAAGGGCAGCGCGACGCAGACCCGGGCCGUCCUGGUGCAGCACUUCCAGGAGCUGCAGGGCACGGUCAGCAGGCUGCUGGAGGAGCGACUGGCUGCUCUGCUGCUGGAGGUGGACGCUAUCGAGCAGGACAGCAUCCGGCCGCUGGACGACUGCCAGAAACUGAUUGAGCAGGGGGUGAGCAUGGCCGACGAGCUGCUCAGGGAAGGCGAGGCUGCUCUGCACUGCGGGGUUGGAGAGAAGGACGACAAGCUGGUCAGCUUUACCAAAAAGGCUCUGCAGAUUCAACUGGACAGUCUGCCCGAGGUGCCGUCUCUUGCGGAGGUGUCCUGCCUGUCUGCUCAGCUCGACGACUCCCUGCUCCCCGCGGUGAAGGGCAGGAUUUGCACCCAUGGCAGUGUGGCGUCGCACCCUCCCGUGCAGAUCGACGAGCUGGUGGAGCGGCCGGGAGGGGUCCUUGUGCGCUGGUGUAAGGUGGAUGAUGACUUUGCAGCUCAGGGCUACCGCCUCCAGUUUCGCAGGAGCACGUCGAUCCACUUCGAGGAUGCCUAUGUGGGGCAGGACAGCGAGUACCUGGUGCUGCACCUGGACCCCUACACAGAGUACCUGUUCCGCGUGUGCGCGCGGGGCGACGGCUGCCAGGAGUGGAGCCCCUGGAGCGUCCCCCAGACUGCCUGCACCACCCUCGCCCCCCACGAAUGGAGCCCGGGCAAUGAAGAGUACAGUCUGAGCAGCCGUAGGGACAUCGCACUGAGAAACGACUCCCCGCUGUGUGGAGCCAGGGUCCUGUACUCACAGGCCCCCACCUACUGCUGUAGACAGACCCUCACUUUCAGAAUUAUAAGUGCAGGUCAGCCAGACAAGCGGGACAGUGUGGGAGUCUGUGUGGACCGUCGCAAUGGACAGGAUUCCCUACAACGAGAUCAGGCUGUUUGCAUUACUACCAGCGGUGCAGUAUUUGUAAACAGCAAAGAAAUGACCAACCAGCUACCGGCCAUUUCAACUGGAUCUGCGGUGACUUUCGACAUGGAAGCGGUGAACGUGUUUCCUGUGAAUAUUAACAAUAUUGACAGGGCGAGCGUCAAGCUGAGAGUGACGAUUGGUUCAGGGAGCAGGGAGGUGGUGUUUGAUUGGUUACUGGAUCAGGCGUGUGAAGGGCUUUUCUUUGGGUGCUCCUUCACACACCCAGGCUGGAAAGUGUUUGUGUUUUAAUCCCUUCAUGUUCCAAACCCCCUUUCAUUCGAUUAACCUGGUAGCUUCACUUGAACAUUGAGGUAGAUGUGGCAUUGGAACUGCUGCCUUAAAUUUCACUUAACAAUAUUAAAAGCGAUUUACAUUUACUUUAAAAAGACAAAGUCUAAAGGUUUAAGAAUUUAGUAAUUUUCACCUUUAGCGUCAGUAAUGCAGGGUGAAGAACCAGAAUUAAAACCAAGCUGUGCAUAAUUUUUUAAAAACUGUAAAAAUGUCACUGGGUUGCCUUUUUCAUUUUCUAAUACUUGUUUAGCGAAUACCUUGUCUUUCUAUCAGUGUGACCGGCAGGUCGGUAGAAAUAGGGUUUUCUGCAAGAAAUCAGAGAGAUGCCACAACCCUAAACUCCUUGCAUGCUUUAAUUUAUAUAUUUAAAAAAAGAAAAAUUUUGCUUAAUGCUCAUUUCUCUUGUGCCCAGAGACAAUCCUUACAGUAUUUAUUUAUAAAAAAAAAAAAAAAAAAAAAAGCACUUUUGGCACAUCAAACGAGUAGUGAAUGCUUGUAAAAAUUAAAUCAUGCCUUGAAGUGCCCCCCCUCUUCAGUUAUGUACAUUUAUAAGUGUGUCACUUUUUAUACUGGUGGAUAAACAUUGGAAUGAUUCAUCUGUUCUUAAACCCUUGUAUCUUGUUCAGCAAAGCCAGGUUUAACAAACAAAAAAAAAGCUAGACAUCAAAGUGCAUGUCCGUAAUAAUUCCCCUCUGUGAGGUUAAUGAAGCAUUUACACACAAUCCAGGGGAGGAAGGGGCUGUCUGCUUGACAAAGUAUUUUACUAUUUCUGCAGUAUCGGGCUUAAAAGUUUGGAUUGACAAAGCACUUCAUUAUUUCCCAUUUCCUAUAAUGCUGUAUUCACAAACCAGUGACGCACUAUAAAUACAGAGAACUGAAAUUCAUUUACUGGUCUUUUGCAUUGGCAAAAUUGGGACUCUAUUAAUAUGCACCUUUUAAAAUAAACAAAGUACUGCUUUAGUUGAACUGUGAGAACUGUUUAUCCAAACAAUGUAAAUGGUUAUAGUAUUGUUCAAUGUAAAGGGUUAUAGUGUUGUUCAAUGUAAAGGGUUAUAGUGUUGUUCAAUGGAAAGGGUUAUAGUGUUGUUCAAUGGAAAGGGUUAUAGUAUUGUUCAAUGGAAAGGGUUAUAGUAUUGUUCAAUGGAAAGGGUUAUAGUAUUGUUCAAUGGAAAGGGUUAUAGUAUUGUUCACUUACCCCAUGGUUUGUUUUGCCGUCUUUGUUUUUGUUUAAGCAGCAGAAUGUGCUUGUUAAACAUUUGUA
Polyodon spathula (Mississippi paddlefish) is the source of this 2632-nucleotide messenger RNA. Its product is annotated as cytokine receptor-like factor 3. The record is from RefSeq and is a predicted model, not a curated record. The transcript is spliced from 8 exons. NCBI's taxonomy places the organism in Eukaryota, Metazoa, Chordata, Actinopteri, Acipenseriformes, Polyodontidae. Bases 1 to 1329 code for a protein of 442 amino acids. Gene Ontology annotation, molecular function: protein binding.